Molecule: messenger RNA, 2652 nt
Organism: Pelagomonas calceolata
Lineage: Eukaryota; Pelagophyceae; Pelagomonadales; Pelagomonadaceae
Source: the annotation of a GenBank genome assembly
CUGCGAUACGUUCGUAGCUCUCGGAUCUCGUGCUGACAGCCUGUUAGUACGCGCGCCUGGCGCGCGCCGGCGCGGUGGCCUCGCGGCCCCGGCCGUGCCCAGAGUUCACCACCACGAAUCUGGCCGAGACGAUUAGCGGCUGGCUGCUGCGGCAUUGCUUCGCAGCGAUGCCGCGGUCACGCCGCGGACGCUGCGCCGGUGCGCGUCCCGCCUCGCUAGCGCUUCGACGACCGUCGCUCUCGUCGAGCGCCGUCGCGCCGACCUUUUUUUUUGUAAAGGCCUCAUCAUCAUCAACCACCCGAACUCGUGCUCGCCGACGCCGAGCUCUCGUGCUGACGCAGUUCUACUCCUGCGCGCGACGCCAUGGACACGCUCGGGCUAGAUAUAGCUAAAGCACUCGCGGGAAAGCUUGGCUGCAAAGUGAUGUCGUACAAGAGCCACGGCCGCCACGGCGGCAUCGUCAUCGUCAGCGGCACGUACGAUCCAGCUUUCAUGCAAAGCUUGCUCCGUACCGCCGCCGACCUGUGCAGUGCGCGCGGCUACCCCGCCGUGACGUUCCUAGUCGGCGGCGCCUCGACCGCGAGGAACGCCAAGGGCCGCAUCUGCGACCACACUGGUAUUUUCGGCGACUGGGGCGUCCGCGGCUCGAAACCCGGCGACUCGACCUUCACCUCGUUCGCCUUCGAGUUCCCAGAAGAUUGCGGCUUGUUGGCCGACGGCGGCAUGCAUCAGGCCGGCGUCGGUCUGGAGGCGACGGUGUGUCGGGACGUCGGUGCGGCCUUCGGCCUGCGGUACCCGGCGAUCCAGUGCGGCAACAAGAACCGCCUCGGCGCCAACUUCCUCUUCGACCUGAUCAACAAAACGGGCCUCGUGUACGUGGUCCUCGCGACGAAGCCGUCGACGGAGCCGCGCGAUCUCCUGCUGGAGGCGCAGCGCGGCGGCGCGGACGUGACGCGCGGCGGCGGCAUCAGCAGGGGCCCCAAUACGUCCUUUAAGGUGGACUGGAUGCAGGCGCUGCUCUAUUUGGUGGCCGCGCGCGGUCUGGCGCAGCGCCACUGGACGGCCAUCGCCGCGGCCCUCAACGAGGCCUUCGGGCUGGAGUUGACGAUGAACGCGGCCUACCAGAAGUACGCCGCGAUCGCGGAGCAGCGCGAGACGGCCUCGCCCGUGACGGCGCCGGUCUCGGAGGCUGAGGUGGCCGUGGCGCUCGACGCGAAGCGGUCCGCGGAGAAGCACCUCGCGGACCUCACGCAGGAGGUCGUGCGGGUGCUGAAGGCGCGCGCCGCCGCUCUCGCCGCUGGUGACGACGCGGACGAGGUCCUCGCGGCGCGCGCCGCGCGCCGACGCGACCAAGACCUGCUCCAACGGACGGCGUUGUGGAAGCUGGGCGCGCUCUUCGUGGGCGACGGCGCGCGGUUCUUCGCCGCCGAGUCCUCCGCGGGCGAGUCCUCCUCGGGCGAGUCCUCCGCGGGCGAGUCCUCCUCGGACAGUUCCGACGACGAGUCGAGCUCAGACGAGGAGGCAGCGCCGGCGCGGAGACUCCGCUGCGACGAGUUGUCCGUGUGGCCGCUGCGGCGCAUCGUGGCCAGGACGGGCUGCGUCGUCGUCCUGUCCUCGACGGCGCCGCGCGGCGUCGCGGCGGCCUUGGGCCGGGAGAUUGGCGCCGAGAAGCUGAAGGCGACCGCGGCCGUGGCCAACUCGGGCAGCGCCGAGGAGCGCCAGGUGCACGAGGUGCUCCAGUGGCUCGACCAGUGGCCCGCGGACCGCUGGGUCUGCCUCGACGAGACGGGCGGCCUCCGCGCGGCCUACGCGCGCGUGGCGCGCGCGGCCGGCGCCGUGCCUGUGUUCGCGGCGCGGUUCGUCAGCGCGGCGCCGUCCUUCGACGAGGAAACGCUGCGCGCGGUGACGUUCGACGAGGGCACGCCGCCCGCUGCCGCGGCGCCGCACGGUUCACUGCCGUUCCUGCCGCCGUCGUACGAGAUCACGCGGGCUGAUAUUGCGGGGCGGGAAAUAGUCGUGACCGGCAGGAACUUUUUGUCCCAGCGGAUAUUGGAGCUCGUCCUGGAAAUUAGGUUUGGAGCGAAUAUCAUGAGCAAGGCAUCCAGAAAGACGCACAUCGUCAUCGGGCCGGCGAGUUGCCUGGAGGGCGAGCGCGCGGACCAGUCAGCUAAUGCAAAGCACGCGUUGUAUACGCCGACGGAGAACCCGGAGAACGGUGGCCACGCCGUGUUCCUUGUGGACACGAAAUUGGAAGCGAUGCUGCGGAAAGGCGAGGUGGCGGACGCGUUGCGGGAAAAACGGGGGAGCCUGCCGGCGCCGCUCUACGUUACGGCGCUCGCGGUCCGGCCCUGGAGGCGGCAGGUCUGCGUCGUGACGGGCGAGGUCGACGGCUACGACCAGGUCGCGUUCCUCGCGGCGCUGCGGGACACACUCGACGCCAAGACGUGGGACCGCGUGACCGACGACACGACGCUAUUAAUCGUGGGCGAUUUGCGAGGCCGGGAGUCGAGCACCAAGCUCGACAUGGCGCGUGUGCUGAAGGUGAAGAUCGUGCGAGCCGCGGAGGUGCUGAAGCUGCUGGCGCCGCCCCCGGCGGUCUUCGCGGACGUGACGAACGGCGCCGGCCGGCCGGCGAAGAAGACACGGGUGUAA